CGGGAUCGGGGGCGCCGGGCCCUGACCCGGGGGGGAAGGGGGGAAACCGGGGAGCGACGGGACCGAAAACGCCGGGAAACCAGCCCGACUUCCUUACCCACGUCAGAUUAUUCUCCCUUCCUUCCGGCAAGAGAUCUCCCUCCUGAACAGUGCGAUGUGGUGAUUGUUGGCGGUGGGAUAAUAGGCUGGUCCAUUGCCUACUGGCUGAAGGCAAAAGAAUCACGCAGAAAUGCCAUUCAAGUAUUGGUCAUUGAGAGAGACAAUACAUAUUCCAAAGCAUCCACCGUUCUUUCUGUCGGAGGGAUACGGCAACAAUUUUCAGUGGAAGAAAAUAUCUGGAUGAGCUCUUUCUCAGCAAACUUCUUGCGUUUAAUCAAUGAUCAUCUUGGUGUUGUUGGGGAACCACCCAUAGAUAUUCAAUUUAAUCACUCAGGUUACCUGUUUCUGGCUUCAGAGAACGAAGCUGCUGUUUUGGAGGAGAAUGUAAACAUUCAAAGAAAGGAAGGAGUAGCUGUCUCUCUCUUCUCACCGGCACAAUUGAAAAAGAAAUUUCCGUGGAUGAACACUGAUGGCGUAGCUCUGGCUUCUUACGGCUUGGAAAAUGAGGGCUGGUUUGAUCCAUGGACUCUUCUCAAUGCUUUCAAGAGGAAAGCCAUCUCUAUGGGCACGGUCCAGUAUAAUGGAGAAGUGACAUGUAAGCAUUUUUCUUUCAACUUGAGUUUUUAUGAAACGAAGAAUAACGAUCAGUCUCUUAAAGCCUCGCGUAUUAGAUCUGUUAAUGUCCAGUUGCCCGAAAGUAUUGAACGUGCCAAGAUAGAGUGUGCUAUGGUGGUAAAUGCGGCAGGAGCCUGGUCAGGCCGAGUGGCCGAGAUGGCUGGCAUUGGGGCUCAGUCCGAAAACAUCCUCUUGGGGGUCAGGUUACCAGUAGAACCAAAGAAAAGGUAUGUCUAUGUCUGGCACUGCCCUGAGGGACCCGGCUUGGAGUGCCCGUUGCUCAUUGACACCACCGGAGCGUAUUUCCGAAGAGAAGGUUUGGGUGGCAACUAUCUUGGAGGCUUAAGCCCAACAGAAAAAGAAGAGCCAGAUACUGAAAAUUUGGAAGUAGACCAUGAGUUUUUCCAGGAAAAGGUCUGGCCUAAGCUCGCCCACCGAGUGCCAUGCUUUGAAUCUCUGAAGGUAAAAGGUUCCUGGGCCGGUUACUAUGACUACAAUACGUUUGAUCAGAAUCCUGUGAUUGGCAGGCACCCAGAAGUGUCAAACAUCUUCUUUGCUUCGGGUUUCAGUGGACAUGGGCUACAGCACGCUCCAGCAGUGGGACAAGCCAUAGCUGAGCUCAUUCUGGACUUCAAAUAUAAGUCCAUAAACCUUGAGAGAUUCUCCUUCGAUAGGCUAAUCAGAGACGAGAAGCUUCUUGAGAGAAACAUAGUCUAA
This is a messenger RNA of Protobothrops mucrosquamatus (brown spotted pit viper), 1431 nucleotides long. RefSeq names its product FAD dependent oxidoreductase domain containing 1 (gene FOXRED1). The transcript is spliced from 11 exons. Gene Ontology annotation, molecular function: oxidoreductase activity. The annotation marks the transcript as partial. The record is from RefSeq and is a predicted model, not a curated record. Lineage: Eukaryota; Metazoa; Chordata; Lepidosauria; Squamata; Viperidae. Gene Ontology annotation, cellular component: cytoplasm.